AUGUUUCUUAAACAUUCUAUUAAUCCNGUUUUAAAAAAUAAAACUUAAAUACAUAAAUAUUAAUUAAGUUAAAAUAAAUAAAAUCCAAUAUUUGUAUAUGAUUGUAUUCCAAUUAUAUAAAAUAAAGAAUUACUAAUUGCUGUUUCAACUAAUUAAUAAUCAAUAAUAAUAUUGAAAAAUUAAGUUUAAUAAUAAACUGUAAAUCUUAGUUUUAGUCCUACAACUAUUUUUUCAUAUUCUAGUACUGAAUUAAGCCCAUUAAUAGCAUUUAAUAAAAAUAGAUUUGCACUUAUUACAAAUAAAGAAAUUUGUAAAUUUAAUUUUACAGAUAUAACUAAUUAUUACUUUCAAAAAUAUUGUUAUUUAAGUACAAAUGAAUAAAUUAUUAUUAUUGAUUUUGAUUAUUUAAAAUAAUGA
Messenger RNA from Paramecium primaurelia, 417 nucleotides. The record is from the annotation of a GenBank genome assembly. Lineage: Eukaryota; Ciliophora; Oligohymenophorea; Peniculida; Parameciidae.